Molecule: messenger RNA, 4413 nt
Organism: Brienomyrus brachyistius
Lineage: Eukaryota; Metazoa; Chordata; Actinopteri; Osteoglossiformes; Mormyridae
Gene: rap1aa
Product: RAP1A, member of RAS oncogene family a
Exons: 8
Coding region: 1128-1685 (185 amino acids)
Biological process (GO): Rap protein signal transduction; negative regulation of synaptic vesicle exocytosis; cellular response to cAMP
Cellular component (GO): plasma membrane
Molecular function (GO): GDP binding; GTP binding; GTPase activity
Source: RefSeq, a predicted model, not a curated record
UUUUUUCCUGCUAUGUGACCAAUGCGACCAGGAUUUCCCCCUAUGUCAUUAAAAUAGGGCAUUGUACGUCCCCCCUUCAUGCAACAGAACAGGCUUGCAUGUCUCUGAUUGGAUGGCUGGGUUUGAUACUGCUGAUAAAGGGAUCCGUGGUUUAUGAUUGAUGGUGUGGAAAUUGUGGUUUAUAUCAUAAAGAGGAAUAAGCAAAGUAUCACUUGUUGCUAGCAAAUGUAAUGUCAUCUUAUUUUUGACACAUGGAUUCAGUUUGAAUUUGCUUUAUAAACGGCCCACACCAUGCCUUGAUAUACUUGGCAGUUGACGCAAUUCUGCAACAUCAUUUUUAUUGUGGAAAUCCUCUGUUCUAAUUGAAAGACAUUAUCUGCUGUGCAGUUCAAUCAGUGUGGCAGAUCUAAGGGGUGAAGACCCAUAUUUAUCAGUCAGUGAUCAGUUUUAUUGCAACAAUUACCAGUUGUUAAAUGAGACUUUAAAUUCAACCAAACCAUUUGAAGAGCAAAAACUAAUCAGUCAUGUUAACUUUGUGAAUGUAAUGAUCUUUUCUUUUUUCUGUUAGAGCGUUUGUGUGGGAGUGUGAGAGAAACAGGAUGUGAGAGUGGUAACAGUUAUCCACUUUUUGUUCAGACUUUGAACCCUGUUCUUCGCAAUAAUCGUGCAACAUUGCCAGCCAAAAAAGGAAUGACAAUCUUUGAGUGGUCAGUAAUGUAGCUUGAAGCUUAGCCAUUGUGUAACUGAGGCUACGGCCUUGGUAAGUUGCCAUCUGUGGAGCCUCAGCUCUCCUCUGAUUAUCUGGGGCCUUAUGUUUCAACGUGGGCUUGUAUGGAUUUGAUCAUAAAAUGGAGCCAAUGCCAAAAUCCACCCAAAACAUCAGACUGAUUAAACUAGAAAUCUGUGUAAAGUGUUUACAGAUGUGAACAAACUCUGGAAUAUACAUGCUGCAGUUUUCUUGUAGCUCUACAGCUGUCUUUCAGGCAAUCUACAGCUAUGAUCUUUCCACAGAAAGAGACUGAAAUAAUUUGAGCGUGGUGCCAUCCAUCUAUCCAUCCAUCCAUCCAUCCAUCCAUCAUCUUCUGCUUAUCCAAGACUGCUGGUCUGUUUGGUGAAGUGACCCCACCAUGCGUGAAUACAAAUUAGUGGUGCUAGGCUCGGGAGGCGUAGGGAAAUCUGCGCUGACAGUCCAGUUUGUACAGGGAAUUUUCGUGGAGAAGUAUGACCCCACAAUAGAAGACUCCUACAGAAAGCAAGUGGAAGUGGACGCGCAGCAAUGUAUGUUGGAGAUCCUUGACACGGCAGGGACGGAACAGUUUACAGCGAUGAGGGACCUGUACAUGAAGAAUGGCCAGGGCUUUGCUCUGGUCUACUCUAUAACGGCACAGUCAACGUUCAAUGACCUGCAGGACCUAAGGGAGCAGAUCCUACGAGUAAAGGACACUGAAGAUGUGCCUAUGAUCCUGGUAGGCAAUAAGUGUGACCUGGAGGAGGAGCGUGUUGUAGGCAAGGAGCAGGGCCAAAACUUGGCCCGACAGUGGAACAACUGUGCCUUUUUAGAGACCUCGGCAAAGUCAAAGAUCAAUGUUAAUGAGAUCUUCUAUGACCUGGUCAGACAGAUAAAUAGGAAAACGCCAGUGGAAAAGAAAAAAGCAAAGAGGAAGUCUAACUGCACAAUCCUGUAGACCUGCCCCCUGCAGCAGCUCUGAGCCAGAAUGCUGUAAUGACGAACUGUUGCCCAAUCAGAAUGCCAGCAUUUCAGUCCUCAACAAUGACGUGGUGUUAAAGUGACACCAACAGCAUGUCGCUCUCCUUCCAUAAACCACAAAGAGAGAAGGAUCGGCAUAUCUCAGACUCCUCUCUGCUUUUAUAUCCUACAACAACGUGAAGAAUUAUUUUGGGGGGGGGGGGUUCCUUUUUUAAUGUCCCACCUCCCCAAAGGUCCCCUCCAACAGCAGAACAUCGCAAUCACUGUAAUGGCACCUCAUAAUUGUCCCCAGAUACUCCCGAUCUCUGGAAAAUGCAAACAUAAGACUGCAGUAUUUUUCAUCUUGGCAAUAGCUUAUUUGAAGACAUUGACAUUGUGCUAAACACCUAAUCUUAAAAUGACCUGGAGUUCAAAUCAGUCUAAUUGUUGCAAGUGAAAUCAAGUGGAAAUCAGCCUUUUUACAACCGUAACCCAUCCUUCUGCGUUAAUUAUGUUGGCAGUAAUAGAUUUAUGUCCAUAUGUCCUUACAGAGACAUCUGCAAAUAACAUCUGUUUUAUAAUUUGCAUCACCAGCUUUCAUAUUUUCCCCAUAAUAUAUUCCAGGUCCAGUUCUUGUUUGCAUAAUAAUGCUUUGAAACAGUUCUUUUUAUAGAAGGACAUUGGGAAAAUAGUAAGUUGAUUUCUAUGUCUCUUGAAGCUAAAUAUAUUAUACUAAACCAACUCUAAUAUUGCUUCUUGUGUUUUCCUGUCACAAAAUAAUUUUGAGCUUUUAUGAAUGAUUAAAUUUUAGUACAUUUUUCAUUAUUUUUGGUCAUGUUUUUUGCUUUUAUUUGCAUUAACUCACAUUUAUCAGGACAGAUUUGCUGCAUUAGGUCUGAGAGCGAACUUUCAGCUCAGUCGGUAAUGAGUUUAGAUUUAAACUGUUUAUACAAUUAUCGGUUCCACAUGAAUGACAGAUAUGUUGACCUUUACAGCCCAUUAGUUGUGUUACAAUAUUUAUUUUCUCCUGGAAUUUUGUGGUUUUGUAAAUUUGAUGCAUGAAGUUUGUUCGUUGGCCACUAGGUGGCAGGGUAAAUUUGGAAAUGGGUUGGUAAGCUAAAAUACAAUGUCCAUUCUAUUGAAUAAGUAAUGGUUUGAUUCCCUUGGCUUGAAGAUGUAAAGUCAUUGAGUGUUGACUUUAGUCUCAAUUUGAGUAAAGGCAGUAUUUUGACUAAACUGGUCUAAAAGCAACAUUUAAUAAGUCAAUAUCGCUGUGAUCUUACACUAAUACUAAACUGGAAAAUUACCACAUUGCAGUAUGAUUCUGAACGUAUUUUUUAUUAACCAAAUAAAAUAAAUGCACUGCCAGUUCGUACUAUGUAAUUACAUAAUUUUGUGCUAAAAAUCAUCUCACUAUACCAUGUCAAUGUCUGAAUGUUCAUAUGGGCUAAUGGUGAAUUUAACAGUAUUUGUAAGAAUUCACAUCCAUAGUUAAUAACAGGAAGACAGGCAUGUCAUAUUGUCCUUAAUCCAUACUCCAUGAUGACAUGUUCAGGUACCAUAAGGGGAACAAAAGUAUUUUCCUUAACAUAAAUUUCAUGAGUUUUUCAUGAGUUAUUGUACCUGUGUCAUAACAGUGCUUAAUUUGUCUGUCAUUUGUAUGAGCAAAGUUUGAAUUGGGGAAUGGGAUGGUGCUACGAUGGAGUCUUGAACUUGGGCAGCUCUCUGGUGAAUUUGUAUGAAGACGUGAAUGAGAUCCUGCUGUCUGUUGCACUCAUCUCCAGACACUGCUUUGUGCUGCUGUUUUGGGCUGGAGGUGUCCCUAGCGGACUCAUCUACAGACUUUGAUGGAUUUCAGAAAGUCUAGCAGUUACCUGAACUUGCCUUUUAACGAUACCCAAGUUGAUCAUCUUGAAUAAGUUCCUGAUGUUUUAAUGGUAGUUCUUGGCAAAGGCAUCUGUCAUACAAAUCCUGCUUUUCAAACAUCUCUGAAAUCCUUUCUUAAAACCAUUGGUUUUAUAGUAACUGUUGAAUGGCAGCAUUCACAGAGUAAAAUGGUACAAAAUGCCUGUUGUCAAAAGAUCAUUUCCAAAGUCUGCUGUUGUAAUAAAACUCAAGAAACCCCCAAAUAUUCUUUUAUUUGAACCCUCAGUUAUGAGGGUCACUUGUAUACUGGAUGUUCUAAUUUGCAUGUUUGUGUAUUACAUGGUAUGAGUUACAGCUGAAUGACACCGUAUGUAGAGCAUGUGAUGAAGCUCUUUCACUGUUCGGAGCAGAGUUGUAUGUGCCCAGAGAUCACAACACAGCCUGCGCUCCAUGGAACAAACAUUUUAUUUAUCCUGUAACGUCCACGAGAUUGCAGACAUCCAUAAACCUCAAUGCCAUGGUAUGCAUAUGAGGCUUGGGUCCAAAAAUGAACUGUAAUGAUACAGAAUUUAGUGCCGGUCACUGGUUACUGUCAGCAAAUUGGAGAAUAUCUUGUCAUUUUCUAUUCACAAUUGUUUUUACGGUCAAAUACUCCUUUUUAACAGUACUGAUGCAACCAGUGUCUUAUGAUUAAUGCGCAAAAUUGAUUUUGUGACCAUACCUGCUGAGUUUUUGAAUAACAGGAGGAAUUUUUCUGUGUGUUCUAGUUCUCUUUUUCAAGUUUUAACCUUUUAUAAAUUGUAUCGUUUGCUACCAAGUCCUGGGCUGCAUAAAUAAUAAAUGAUUAGUGGUUUUCUUAA